Messenger RNA from Seminavis robusta, 2136 nucleotides. Lineage: Eukaryota; Bacillariophyta; Bacillariophyceae; Naviculales; Naviculaceae. The record is from the annotation of a GenBank genome assembly.
AUGCACUUGAUGACCUCGUCGACCCCGGAACAGCACGAAAUGGCUCGCCUGAAAGCAGAAGAAGAGACGCGAAGUAGCAGUGGUGGUGGAAAAAGCAAAAAGGCAAGUCUAUUGCAAAAAGUCAAAUCAGAGGAAGCAUUAUUAUUAGCGAAUGCCAAAAAGCGCGUCCAGUACGGCGCCGCCAUUCCAGUGAAAGCGUCGGGUACGUUUCCCCAAGCAGGAUCCAUACUAGGGCCUUACUUUUGUCUGGGAACUCUGGGGAAGGGAACCUUUAGCAGCAUUCACAAGUGCAUCAAUUUGAACUACGCGCACUGUACGCCUAACAACAACACCAAAACAAAACGACUGGCCGCCGCCAAGGUGGAAUUGAGUACCUUUGUCAAUUCCGGGGUUCUCUUGGGGGAAGCACUGGUAUUGCAUUUCUUGGAUGAGUCGUUGCCACGAGAAACCGUCCCGGUGUACAUGGGUCAUUACACUUCCGGAAAUGCCGCUGCCAUUGUCAUGGAGUAUUUGCCCGGUGAAGACAUGCAUCAACUACGUGAGAAUAGAGACGCACCCUCCGGAAGAGCACCGCGACGACUCACCAUUGAAGAUGCCGUCUACUUGACGGCCGAUGUCAUGUUGCCGCUGCUGGAGCAAAUGCACAAGGUGGGAAUUGUUCAUCGAGACGUCAAACCUUCGAAUUGUGUUCGAAAGAAUGGGCGAGAAUUCUGUAUGGUCGACUUUGGUUUGUCCAAGAGUGUCGUCGUUCCAGCCGAUUCGGGAUAUGCCGACGUAGACCAUCCGUGGCCGGCAGAUCAACCGUGGCUCGUACCAGACUCCACUACUGCAAACAAUAAUAACAACGCACCAACGACGACAACACAACGAGGAUGUUAUCGCAAGGAACGAACCAGCGCCGAUUUUAGAGGAACUUCCAUGUACGCCAGUCCACGAGUUCAUCAGGGGCGAGACUACAGUCCGAGAGAUGAUGUAUGGAGCUUGCUCUAUGUCUUUUGUGAUUUGGUCAGUGGAGGAUUGCCCUGGAUGUCCCAUGCCGCCAACAGAGAUCGAGAUAUGUGUCAGAAAAUCAAAGAACGAGUCCACGGUCUAACUCCCACCGGAUCCAACGCGCAUCAGGAUGAAUCCGAACGACUUUUGAUGGGAGACGAUUUCCAUGUAGCACUAUUUCGACAUCAGCAACGAGAGGGGACUUCCAACAAUCCAGCGAAACCAAAUAUGGCAUCGCUUCCAGCAAACCUGCCAGCACCAUUGGAAAUGUCGCAAGACAAGACCAAAAUCAAGUUGUUGAGACAAGCUUUUUCACAUGUGGCCAAACUCCAAUUCUGGGAUCAGCCCGAUUACGCUCUCAUUCGACGUUGCAUUCGAGGAUUCCUUGACGAGGAAGGAGCCGUCGGGGAAGCAGAUGAUAUUGAGAUUGAUUGGAAUGAAAGACAGGAGCCGCCGUCGUCCUCCAAAAAGAAACGAAAGCGAGAGAAAGCUGACCGAGAUUUGCCGAAAUGGGAGUUUCGGGGCGCACUGUGCGAUCCAGAAAUGGAUGAGGAUCCGAUGGUGGACAGUGACCUCUUUGACGAAGUGACGUUGCCAACCGAUACGGCGGAACAGACUACACUGUCAGAUUGGGAGAAAUCCGUUCGUCGAAUGCCGCUGGAACGACAGUUUCGAAUAGCACAGAUGGAGUACCACGCCAAUCAUCCAACGACCGCUCUCAAGCACAUUGUCCUGUCUGAUUGGAUGAAAGUGGCCAUUCCUCUGCUGUACAAGGAGUGGGACUCGAAAGCGUUUGAGAGUGGCGGACAUCGCACAAACACGGACGGGUAUCGUAGGGAGUUUUAUUUGGAGUUGGUGGAAAAGUGCACGGAAUGGGCGAAACUAUUUGGUAACUUUGGCGGAAGGGAAUAUCUUGGAUAUCACGCGUCGUCUGGUUCCAACGGCAUCAUCAAGAUGGAGGAUGGCGAAGUCCCACCACUACAAAAGAAGAGGCGCGGCAUAGAGUCAACAUUCCCCUCGAACUGCGCGCCGAAUGACUUUGUCUCCGUGUCGAAGGUCUUGUUUGGACUCAAAGCGUCCAGUCGAUCGGAACGCGCCAAGAACUUUGCUCCUCCGCCGCCACUCUCUUUUGGUGCAACUCGAUAA